Molecule: messenger RNA, 813 nt
Organism: Rotaria sp. Silwood1
Lineage: Eukaryota; Metazoa; Rotifera; Eurotatoria; Philodinida; Philodinidae
Source: the annotation of a GenBank genome assembly
AUGUCGUCAACUUUAUUUUCAACAUCAUUGAAUUCUACUAUUAUAACUAGUACAACAAUUACAAGUGAAACUAUAAAUACUUAUGAUUAUGAAGGUGCAGCUAUUUAUGUAGCUGUUAUAUUAAUUUGGUAUUCAACUGGUUUAGCAUUAAUGUUAUUUCUUCAAGUACGUCCACGUACAUUUCAAAGUCAAUUUUUACUUGAUUAUCAAACAAAUGAUAAAUCAAUAUCAUUUUCAGCAAAUCCAUUUGGAAAUUAUCAUAAUAUUGAAGCUGAUACUGCUAAAAAACGUAUUCUUAAUGAAUUAAAAGAUCCAGAAAGACGGCAACGUUUAUGGAAAAUAUAUUAUUCUUCAGAAGAAAAACAAAAUGAACCACAUCCACGAUAUUAUGAAACGAUUACAGCAGAUAAUGUAACUAUUGGUCGUAUUAAUAGAAAAUUAGCUGAUAUUCAUCGAACAGAUGCACGAAAUCGAGAUGAUUCAAUACUAACAUUAUUAGAUGCAUCUUCAAACGUUAAUCGAUUUGAUGGAACAAAAUUUCGUACUAAACGAAUUAGUUCAUUACGUGGAACAAGUGGUAUACCUACAAAUAAUCGAGAGUUAUCUGUUUCAAUUCAACCUCAAUCUACUGAUACACAAAUAAUUAUACCAAAUACCGAAGUCAAAUCUAUUACAUAUGAAAAACAAUCAACAUUACCAUUGACCAAUGGUUCACGUAAACGAACUGAUAAAUUUUCGAAUCGAUUUCAUGUCGAAAAAGUAUCUGAAAAUAGUAGCGAUAGUUCUACUGUAAAAGAAAAUACAUCACAAUAG